CAUCUGAACCAUCUGGAGAUGACGACACUCCUGUCGCAUCUGAACCAUCUGGAGAUGACGACACUCCUGUCGCAUCUGAACCAUCUGGAGAUGAUUCCGAUAGUGAUUAUGAAGCCGAAUCUGAUCCAGAAGGUAGUAGCAGUGAUGAGGCUGAUUUCAUUCCAUUUCGGUUUGUACGUGGACGUCAAAGUAACUCUGUGGCAGUUUCUGUCAGUGAUAAUAAGGAGAGUGAAGCCAUGCCUGUUGACCAUUCAGUACCUAAUACCUCACCUGCCCAUGCCUCUGCAAGUGUUCAAAGUGCAAAAGUCUCAAGCUCCAGUUGCAGUAUUAAUGUGAUGACCACUUCAAACAACAACUGUAGAAAGUGGGACAAACCUCAGUACUGUAAAUUUUGUAGUCAACCACAAAAGAAACUGCCGAGGCAUCUGCUUACACCACAACAUGUCAACGAGACUGAGGUUCAGCAAUGGAUUGCAACUAAAGACAUGAAAGAAAAGGCAAACUUGCUAGCUAAAAUGAGAAAUUACGGAAACUAUCGUCACAAUGUCAAAGUCCUUCAAGAAAAUAAAGGUACCUUGAUUGUUGCAUACAGACCGAAAUAUGAUGUGGAUCCAGAAGAAUAUUUGCCAUGUAGUCAUUGUUAUGCUUUCUAUUCCAAGGAUGAUUUGUACAGGCAUGUUCAUAGAUGUAAAUUGCGACCAGAUGUUGAGGAUGAGGAUGAGACCUGUGAACCACCCAAGAAGAAAAAAGAACCUUACAUGUUCAAACUGGUAGAAUGAUGCUUCCAGGCCCAUCAGGAGUAAGCCCAAAGGUGCACAUGAUAUUAUCAAUGGGAGUCGAUGAUGAUAUAUUGAGAGUUGUGAAAUCAGAUAGAUUAAUGCAGCAAGUAGCAGAGAGGCUGACAUUGAAGCAUGGGCAUGACAAAGACCAGUAUUCAUAUAUACGGCAAAAAUUGCGUGAACUUGCACGACUGGUUCGUGAGUACAGAAAAUUGAAUGAUCACCCAUCGGCUUCAUUAGUAGAUUUGAUUUGUCCUACCAAAUUUAAUGAGGUCAUAGCUGCAACUAGGAAGGCUGCAGGAUUUAAUGAGGAUACACAUUUGUACACAACACCUAGCCUGGCACUGAAAGUCGGAUAUACACUGGUGACGGCUGCCAAAGUCCUUAUGGGAAAUGCUCUGUUGCAAGCAGAUGCUGGUUUGGAAAAGAAAUGCAAACAGUUCAUCAAAUCAUAUACUCUCAAGUGGGAAGCAGAAGUAAGCACACAUGCACUGCGUACAUUAAAAGUAAACAAGAGAAAUACAUCAAGGCUGCUUCCUUUGACAACAGAUGUUGUUGCACUGUCCAAUUAUGUGAGAAAAGAAACAAAAGAGGGAAAACAGAAGCUGAACAGCUGCAGUAGUGAUGAGACCCUUGACAGAUGGAAACAGUUGGCUGAGGUUACCCUGACCCAGGUGUGUGUUUUCAACAGGAAGCGUCCGGGAGAAGUUUCAAAGAUGCCCCUCAGUGAUUACAAGUGUAUCACAAAAGGAGAAGGUGGAAUAUUUGGUGAAGGCCUAACCAAAUGGGAAAAGGCGUUGUGCAAUGUGGUAUGGAGGGUGGAGAUUAAUGGGAAAUGCAAUAACACUGUACCCGUUUUGCUAACAGAUGACAUGAAAGGCAGCAUUGACUUGUUGAUGGAGAAAAGGUCACAAGUAGUCAAUGAUGGAAAUCCCUACUUGUUUGCAAACCCCGAUGGAAGAGGCCACUUGAGAGCAACUGAUACAGUGCGAAAUCAUGCCCAAAAGUGUGGAGCAAAGUAUCCAGAUCAGCUUAGAUUGACAAAACUCAGGAAGCACAUUGCUAUCAGCUCUCAGAUCAUGAAUUUGAAGGAUAAUGAAGUGGACAUUUUAGCCACCUUCAUGGGCCAUGACAUAAGAACCCACAGAGCCUACUACCGCCUGCCAGAUGCGUCACUGCAAGUAGCAAAGAUUUCUAAAGUACUCUUCAGCAUGGAGAAGGGAGACCUAAAGGCAAUGGCAGGAAAGACGUUGGAUGAUGUUCGUGUAGAUGCAGAUGAAGAAUGCAACAUAGAUCCAGAUGUUGAUGAUGAUCCUGACAACGAAGUGAACAGGCCCGAUGAUGCUGUUUUGAUGGAUGAGAUGUCAGACAAAGAAAAUGAAGGUAUGAGCAUGCCGCAGCAAAGCAGAAAGAAGAGUGACCAAGUUGCAAACAAGGAAAGUGACCGUGGUGCCAGCAGAAAGAAAAGGAGUAUCAGACAAUCUUGGACAGCUGAAGAAAAACAAGCAAUACACAGACACUUUAAAGAAGAACUACGCUCACGCCAACUGCCCGGUAAAGAAAAAUAAUGAAGUACUGCAAGAUGGAUGCAGACCUGAAGGGUCGUACUAAAAGGUGGACAACAGUCAAAGAUUUCAUUAGAAACCAAAUUAGAAAGACAAAUCCACUGGAUUUUUAGUGAAUUUUCAACCUGUUAUGAGUGAAAUUAAUCAUGUUCAUCACACUCCGCAAUUUUGGAUGAAAUCUUUUCAGGUACUGACAUGCGUAAAAUGUGGUUGCUUCUUAUUCAUAUAACCCACUUACUGGUUUCCUUGAUGAAGGGCUGUGCUUUGGAAGAGGUGCACCUUUAUAUAGGUUAACAGUUAACUCCAUGGCCAGGAAGCAUACUGUGUGUAAAGCAGUGUAUGGUUCUGCAAGUCAAAUGGGAACUUAAUAGGAAAAACUUAAUUACCUGCCCAGUUGGUCAGGGCCAGGGAGUAGACUUGUGUCUAACAGUAUGUAUACUGUAUAGAAGAUUGUAAGGCAAAUGGGAACUUUUGUGCUAAAGUUGUUUGAUAAGCCCCAGUUUGCCAGGUUAACGUUUUGCAGUUUAAAUGAUGACUUACAGGUCAAUUUUAUCAGCUCCCAUAUCACCAGAUGGUCAACGUCAGUGAGCAUCACAUGUGUAACAAUGUGCAUAAAGGUUUACAGGUCAAACUCCAACUUUGCUCACUUCCCCUAGAUUAGGUUCAUGGUUGAUAGGACUCGUGAUAGGACUAGAUGUAUAAUGUUUUCCAUAUCAACUGGGAAUUAAGAGCCAACUGUGAUCAGGUCCUCAGUUGGCUUAGACCAUGACAAGGAAGCAUCCACAUGUGUACACUAUGUAAAAUAAAGUUUGCAGGUCAAAUAGGGACUUUAGGCCAACUUUGCUUGGCUCCCCAGUUAAAUAGGCCAGUAUGUAAUGUUUUGCAAUCAACUAGUGACUUAUGGGCAAUUUUGAUCAGGUCCUCAGUUGGCUUGGGUCCGAUUACCAGGAAGCAUCCGCAUGUGUACAUUGUGUGAAAGUUAAGUUUGUAGGUCAAAUGGGCACUUUUGGUCAACUUUACUUGGCUCACCAGUUGAUCAGGGCCAUGAUGACUCGUCAAAGGACC
Messenger RNA from Strongylocentrotus purpuratus (purple sea urchin), 3409 nucleotides. RefSeq lists its product as uncharacterized. Gene Ontology annotation, biological process: DNA recombination; DNA integration. The coding region runs from base 776 to 2347 and encodes 523 amino acids. The transcript is spliced from 3 exons. NCBI's taxonomy places the organism in Eukaryota, Metazoa, Echinodermata, Echinoidea, Camarodonta, Strongylocentrotidae. The record is from RefSeq and is a predicted model, not a curated record. Gene Ontology annotation, molecular function: DNA binding.